This is a messenger RNA of Manis pentadactyla (Chinese pangolin), 2112 nucleotides long. It is a transcript of the gene VRTN, whose product is annotated as vertebrae development associated. Gene Ontology annotation, cellular component: chromatin. The record is from RefSeq and is a predicted model, not a curated record. The transcript has a single exon. Lineage: Eukaryota; Metazoa; Chordata; Mammalia; Pholidota; Manidae. The coding region runs from base 1 to 2112 and encodes 703 amino acids. Gene Ontology annotation, biological process: regulation of transcription by RNA polymerase II.
AUGACAUCUCGGGAGCAGCUUGUACAGCAUGUGCUGCAGGAGCUGCAGGAGGCUGUGGAGUCCGAGGGCCUGGAGGGUCUUGUCAGUGCUGCUCUAGAGGCCAAGCAGGUCCUGUCUUCCUUCACCCUCCCCACCUGCCGGGAAGGGGGUCCCAGCCCCCAGGUGCUGGAGGUGGACUCGGUGGCCCUGAGCCUGUACCCAGAGGAUGCUCCCCGGAACAUGCUGCCGCUGCUGUGCAAGGGUGAAGGCAGCCUGCUGUUCGAGGCGGCCAGCAUGCUGCUGUGGGGUGACGCCAGCCUCAGCCUGGAGCUGCGGGCCCGCACUGUGGUGGAGAUGCUGCUGCACAGACACUACUACCUUCAGGGCAUGAUCGACUCCAAGGUCAUGCUGCAGGCUGUGCGCUAUUCCCUGUGCUCUGAGGAGUCCCCCGAGAUGACCAGCCUGCCAUCUGCCACACUGGAAGCCAUCUUUGAUGCGGAUGUCAAGGCCACCUGCUUCCCUAGCAGCUUCUCCAACGUGUGGCACUUGUAUGCCCUGGCCUCUGUCCUUCAGCGCAAUAUCUACUCCAUCUACCCCAUGCGCAACCUUAAGAUCCGACCCUACUUUAACCGUGUCAUCCGGCCCCGCCGCUGUGACCACAUACCUGCCACACUGCACAUCAUGUGGGCUGGCCAGCCUCUCACCAGUCACCUCUUCCGCCACCAGUACUUUGCCCCUGUGGUGGGGCUGGAGGAGGUGGAGGCUGAAGGCGCUGCUGGCUUGGCCCCAGCUCCUCCAGCCCUGGCCCGGCUGCCCCCACCAGCCAAGACCCUGGAGCAGCUCAGCCGGGAACCUGGUCUCAGCUACUCCCACCUCUAUGAGCGCUACAGCGUCACCAAGAGCACCUUCUACCGCUGGCGGCGGCAGUCCCAGGAGCACCGGCAGAAGGUGGCCGCCCGCUUCUCAGCCAAGCACUUCCUGCAGGACAGUGUUCACCGUGGGGGCGUCAUGCCGCUGCAGCAGUUCCUGCAGAGGUUCCCUGAGAUCUCCCGCUCCACCUACUACACCUGGAAGCACGAGCUCCUGGGCUCUGGUCCCUGCCAGGCCCUGGCCCCCAAGGAGGAGCUGGAGAAGCUGCCAGAGAUGCAUGUUGCUGAGGGGCUGGGAUGCUCCUCACUGGCCCUGUCAAGCCAGGGAAUGGUCCUCAUGCAGCGGGCCAAGUUGUACCUGGAGCACUGCAUCUCCCUGAACAUGCUGGUACCCUAUCGUUGCUUCAAACGCAGGUUCCCCGGCAUCUCCCGGUCCACCUACUACAACUGGCGCAGAAAGGCACUCCGAAGGAACCCCAGCUUCAAGCCCCCACCGGUCCCUUCAGCAUCUGGGGCAUCCCAGCCAGAGUCUGUUGUGGAAGAGGCCCUACUCCCUUGGAAGGGUGAGGUGGGAGAAGGGUCAGGGAAAGCAAGGCCGAGGGUGCCUCCCGUCCCCCGGGAGUCCCUGCGCCCUCGGGUGCCUCUGUCCCGGUGGCAGAGGCAUCUGCGCAGAGCUGCCCGCAAGCAGGUGCUGAGCGGGCAUCUCCCCUUCUGUCGUUUCCGCUUGCGCUACCCCAGCCUGUCCCCCUCAACCUUUUGGGUCUGGAAGAGCCUUGCCCGGGGCUGGUCCAGAAGCCUGUCCAAACUCCAGUUGCAGGUCUCCACUUUGGGCAAAGGGGAGGUGCAGCAGGCUGAGGAGAAGCAGGAGAAAGGAGCUGGCAGGAAUGUGACAGCCUCACCUGCAUGGGGCCCGCAGGUGGUCACUUCCCCAGGAGAAGAUCCACAGAAGGCACAGGGAGGGCCUUCUAGAGGGGGGGCCCUGCGGGAGGCGGUUGUGGUCCAGGGCCGGCCCCACGGUGGGUCCCUGGCCAGCCACCCUGUGGUGGCGGCAGCAGGUGGCAGGGACGGCCAGGUGCUGGUGAUGGACAUGCUCACCACCACAAAGUUCAAGGCCCAGGCCAAGUUGUUUUUGCAGAAGCGCUUCCAGUCGAAGAGCUUCCCCUCCUACAAGGAGUUCAGUGCCCUCUUUCCGUUCACUGCCCGCUCCACCUACUACAUGUGGAAGCGGGCCCUCUAUGAUGGCCUCACCCUGGUUGAUGGUUGA